CCUGCCUAAUUCCAACUAUCUGGCAAAAUCAUGACUUUGAUCCAAGAUGCCGAGUUGAAACCAAGGAUGGGUUCUUUUAAGAAGAGGAGCUCCUCUAAGAAUUUGAGGUAUUCAAUGACAAAGAGAAGAAGAAGUAGCAAAGUGAUGUCUGUGGAGAUCAUCGAAGAUGUGCAUGACGCCGAAGAGUUGAAAUCCGUUGAUGCCUUUCGCCAAUCGCUUAUUCUCGAUGAGCUACUCCCGGAGAAACACGAUGACUACCAUAUGAUGCUUAGAUUUUUGAAGGCAAGAAAAUUUGAUCUUGAGAAAACCAAACAGAUGUGGACUGAAAUGCUUAGAUGGAGGAAAGAAUUUGGUGCUGACACUGUCAUGGAGGAGUUUGAUUUCAAGGAAAUUGAUGAAGUGUUGAAAUACUACCCUCAAGGACACCAUGGAGUUGACAAGGAAGGACGACCUGUGUACAUUGAGAGGCUUGGUUUAGUAGACUCUACCAAGUUGAUGCAAGUCACAACCAUGGAUAGGUAUGUUAACUACCAUGUUAUGGAGUUUGAGAGGACCUUCAAUGUUAAGUUCCCAGCGUGCUCUAUCGCCGCAAAGAAGCACAUUGAUCAAAGCACAACUAUUCUUGAUGUCCAAGGAGUGGGACUCAAAAACUUCAACAAGGCUGCUAGAGACUUGAUUACUCGUCUUCAAAAGGUCGAUGGUGACAACUAUCCUGAGACCUUGAACAGGAUGUUUAUCAUCAAUGCUGGCUCAGGAUUCAGAAUGUUGUGGAACACGGUUCUUGGCAACAAGUACCAAAGCAAGUUGCUUGAGAUCAUUGAUGAUAGUGAACUUCCUGAGUUUCUAGGAGGUUCAUGUACCUGUGCUGACAAUGGUGGCUGCAUGCGCUCUGACAAAGGCCCAUGGAAAAAUCCAGAGAUCAUGAAGAGAGUUUACAAUGGUGAUCACAAAUGCUCGAAAGGAUCCCAAGCUGACAACUCUGCAGAGAAGACCAUCCCUGAGGAAAAUGACUCUACAACAGAGCCGGCUUCUGAAGAGGAAAAGGCUUCAACAGAGGUCGAAAUUGUCCCAGCUGCUCACCCAGCUUGGAACAUGCCAGAAGCUCACAAAUUUUCCCUCUCAAAGAAAGAAGUUUACGCCAUUCAAGAGGCGUGCAACAACGCUACAACAGAAGGAGGGAGGUCUCCCAUUUUCACUGGGGUCAUGGCUCUUGUGAUGGGUGUUGUCACCAUGAUUAGAGUGACUAAAAACGUCCCAAGGAAACUAACCGAGUCAACCUUAUACUCGAGCCCCGUGUACUGCGAUGAUGCGUCAAUGAACAAGAGUGCGAUGCAGUCAGAGAAAAUGACUGUACCAGCAAUCUCAGGGGAAGAUUUCAUGGCCAUCAUGAAACGAAUGGCUGAGUUGGAACAGAAAGUGACCGUCUUAAGCGCGCAGCCAACAGUUAUGCCUCCGGAUAAGGAAGAGAUGCUUAACGCUGCCAUUAGCCGGUCUAAUGUAUUGGAGCAAGAGCUUGCUGCCACCAAGAAGGCUUUGGAUGAUUCUCUUGGUCGUCAGGAGGAGCUCGUGGCGUACAUCGAGAAAAAGAAGAAGAAGAAGAAGCUGUUCAACUACUGGUGAGAGAGGAACCAUAAAGGGAAAUCCUCUUGAAGAAUCAGAGGAUUAAUGGUGGAUUGAUAAUGCUUUAUUUGUUUGAUUGUAUCCCAAAAUGUCUCAGACCAAUGCGCUCAAAUCAUCAAAGCCAAGCUUAUUGUAAAACCAAUUUCUUGUAUUCUUAUUAUUAAAGAAUAUUGAAACGAAAGAAAGUUUUGUUCUUUCUCUGUGUAUAUUAAGCUUUUUUAUAAAAUUACAUGUACAUC
Arabidopsis arenosa is the source of this 1859-nucleotide messenger RNA. Lineage: Eukaryota; Viridiplantae; Streptophyta; Magnoliopsida; Brassicales; Brassicaceae. The record is from the annotation of a GenBank genome assembly.